AUGAGCCUGAUGCUGGAGACGCUGCUGGGCCCCCCGGGGGGGCUCCGCAAGGACCCGGGCCGGCUUCCUCCGCGCUCCGCCGCUUCGUCCAGCGGCUUCUACUCGUGGCCAGGCCCGGUGGUGGGUCGGGCUCGGGGAGCGGCAGUAGUUGGGGGAGGCGGCAGUGGAGCCGCUUCCUCCACCGAAAGCCUGGACUCGCUGAAUGGCGAACCGCGGGCGCGGAAUGAGAAGGAGCUGCUGCAGGUACUGAACGAUCGCUUCGCCGGUUACAUCGAGCGGGUGCGGGCUCUGGAGCAGCAGAACCGGGCGCUGGCGGCGGAGGCGGCGGCACUGCGGCAGCAGCAAGCGGGCCGCUCGGCCAUGGGCGAGCUGUACGCCCGGGAGCUGCGCGAUAUGCGGGGCACGGUGUUGCGGCUGGCAGCGGAGAAAGGGCAGCUCCGGAUGGAGCGGGCCCGCCUGGCUGAAGAUGUGGCCGCUCUCCGGGGGAGGCUGGAGGAAGAAGCCCGGCAGCGAGCAGAGCUGGAAGCGGCUGCCCGCGGGCUGGCCCAGAGCUCCGCGCAGGCGGAACGGGCUCGGGGCCCGCUGGAGGAGCGAGCCCGAGCCCUGCGAGAAGAAGCGGAGCUGCUGCGGCGGCAGCACCGGGCGGAGGUAGGAGCGUUGUUGCGGGGAGCCCGACCCGAACUCCCUGCCGAGCCUCCGUCCGCUCUCCGCUCCGGGGUCACCGCCGCUCUCCGUGACCUGCGCGCUCAGCUGGAGGGGACGGCAGCCCGCAGCACUCUCCAGGCUGAGGAGUGGUUCCGUGUGAGACUGGACAAGCUCUCAGAGGUGGCCAAAGUGAACACAGACGCCAUGCGCCUGGCCCAGGAGGAGAUCCUCGAGUACCGCCGCCAGCUCCAGGCCAAGACCACCGAGCUUGAGGCCCUCAAAGGGACCCAGGAGUCACUGGAGAGACAGAGACAGGACUCAGAGGAGCGUCAUCAGGCAGAUGUCCUGUCCUACCAGGAAACCAUCCAGCAGCUUGACAGUGAGCUGAGGAGCACUAAGUGGGAGAUGGCAGCUCAGCUCCGGGAGUACCAGGAUCUGCUCAAUGUCAAAAUGGCCCUGGACAUUGAAAUUGCUGCCUACAGAAAGCUAUUGGAAGGGGAGGAAUAUCGGAUGGAGGCUGGCAUUGGGAUGCUCUCCUUCCCUGAGGUGGUCCCCAAAGCUCCUACCAUCACCACAAACAUCAAGGUGAAGAGUGAAGAGCUGAUCAAGGUGGUGGAAAAAUCUGAGAAGGAGACAGUGAUUGUGGAGGAGCAGACAGAGGAAAUCCAGGUGACUGAGGAGGUCACAGAGGAGGAGGAGGCUGAGAAAGAGGCUGAAGAGGAGAAAGCUGAGGAGAAAGAGGAGAAGGAAGAAGAAGAGAAAGCUGAAGCAGAGGGUGAAGAAGAGGCCAAAUCUCCUGCAAAAGAGGAGGCUAAGUCCCCAGAGAAACCUGAAUCCCCUUCAAAGGAGGAGGCCAAGACUCCAGCAGUCAAAUCCCCUGAAAAGCCACCAAGCCCCUCCAAGGAGGAGGCCAAGACCCCAGCAGUCACAUCCCCAGAGAAACCUGCACCUCCCUCAAAAGAGGCCAAGAGUCCAGCUGUGAAGUCUCCAGAGAAACCUGCAACCCCCUCAAAGGAGGAGGCCAAGAGCCCAGCUGUGAAGUCCCCUGAGAAGCCCCCAACUCCCUCAAAGGAGGAACCCGAACUUCCAUCCAUCAAAUCCCCAGAAAAACCCUCAACCCCCUCUAAAGAGGAGGCCAAGAGCCCAGCUGUGAAGUCCCCUGAGAAGCCCCCAACUCCCUCAAAGGAGGAGGCCAAGACCCCAACUGUGAAGUCCCCUGAGAAAGUCAAAUCUGCAAAGAAGGAGGCCAAGUCUCCACAGCAGGAACUGGCUCCAACCAAGGAGCCCACCCCCUCCCCUCCAAAGGAGCCAAAAGCCCCUGCAAAGGAAGAGGCACCAAAGGAGGUGAAGGUUCCCUCCAAGCCUGAAGAGAGCAAGAAAGAAGAAGCUCCCAAGAAGGAUGUCCCAGCAAAGGUGGAGAAGCUCAAGGAGGAGAAGGCAGCUGCUGCGCCAGAGCCUCCAGCCCCAGUGAAAGAGACCACCAAGCACAGCCCCAAACCAGCAGAAGAAAGCAAGGCUGAGAAGGCUCCACCAAAGCCUCAGCAGGAAGACAGCAAAGCAGCUGUGAAGAAGGCGGAGGAGCCCAAGAAGGAGAAGAAGGCGGAGGAGCCCAAAAAGGAGAAGGCGGAGGAGCCCAAAAAGGAGAAGGCGGAGGAGCCCAAGGCUAAAGCAAAACCCAAAGAGGAGCCCAAAGCCAGUAAAGAGCCCACCAAGGCUGAGGCCCCUUCCAGCAAGGAGGCCAAAGCCCUGGAGAUGGUGCCCACGGCGGGGAAGAAGUGA
Indicator indicator is the source of this 2424-nucleotide messenger RNA. RefSeq names its product neurofilament heavy chain (gene NEFH). Gene Ontology annotation, molecular function: structural constituent of postsynaptic intermediate filament cytoskeleton. Gene Ontology annotation, biological process: axon development. Lineage: Eukaryota; Metazoa; Chordata; Aves; Piciformes; Indicatoridae. Bases 1 to 2424 code for a protein of 807 amino acids. The transcript has 5 exons. Gene Ontology annotation, cellular component: neurofilament; axon. The record is from RefSeq and is a predicted model, not a curated record.